UUAAGACCGUUUCAGGGGGCCAAACUAUACACACGUAAGGCGCGAGCCGUGCGGAGGUCAGACGCCCGAAAGGACGUAGCGGAGCGAUGCUGGAGAUGGCGCUGCCGUGGCUGCUGGCCCUGGAAAUCGUGCUUUACUCCGGCUGCUUUAUCUGCGGAAUUAUCUCUGCUGCAUCCCUCACGAUGACUCAGGGUCAGUUCGCCGGGCAGUGCGUCCUCUACGGCAGCGUCUACUACAACAAGUCAACGCAGUCCAUCGGCAUCGAAAGCGCCAGCUCCCCCUCCCUUUGCUACUUUGUCUCGGCCAUCUCCAUCUGCGUGUCAGUCUACUGCCUGUCCCUCAUCCUCUACUGGAUCUACAGCAGCUGUGUCGACGGAGAGUUCAAGCGGGGCAGCGUCUGGAUGAGCGUGUCCCUCGGUUCCUGCGGCGUCGUCUCCUUCUUCCUGCUGCUGUCCGGCUGCAUCUUGAGGAUCGGGAGGGACCACCUGUGCCAGUCUCUCCUGCACAGCGUCCCGGCAGUGAACAGUUGCGAAGUGGCACAGAAUAAGACAUGGACCAGCCCUGUGAAUGGGCAGCAGUUCUACCAGGGCUUCGAGAGCGCCGAGAAAUCCGUUUGGGUCAACUUCUUCUUCUGGAUGCUGGUGGUGGUGGUGGUGUCCGUGCAGAGGCGCAGUACCUCAGAGUACAGGCAGGGCGGCGCCGAUUGGAACCCGGCCGAAGCCGAGCCCUUCUUCCACACGUCAAGCAGGACCUAGUCGACCACAGUGAGCCUCUCCUGCUCCUGCCUUGAGCGCUGUUUGUCCCUCGUUCCUGGGGAAGCUGUGUUUUUCUUUCACUGUGCUUUUAAAUCUCAGCCCCUGUGGGUACCUGUUGAGACUUGGGAAUAAACCAGACCACUGGCUGCACUG
Paramormyrops kingsleyae is the source of this 908-nucleotide messenger RNA. It is a transcript of the gene tmem179bb, whose product is annotated as transmembrane protein 179Bb. The record is from RefSeq and is a predicted model, not a curated record. NCBI's taxonomy places the organism in Eukaryota, Metazoa, Chordata, Actinopteri, Osteoglossiformes, Mormyridae.